ACUAAUAGAGUCCAUCUGGGACUCCCCGCGGAGCCUCAGCGCACUGUUUGUGAUGAGCGUCUGGAGGACGUGGUGCGUCUGCUGCCUCAGCAGCCUCCGCGCACACUGCUGGAGCGGAACGCCGAGCUGACGGACGCACAGACGCUCUCCACACGGACUGAAGAGAGAAGAGGAGGAGGAAGAAGAAGAAGAAGAAGAAGAAGAAGAAGAAGAAGAAGAAGAUGUCGGUGAAGAAAGGAAGAAGCGUUAAAGCCGAGUUCAGAAAAUGCGCUACGCGUUUAUAUCGUCUCUUUCCUCAUCUUCUGCUGUGUCUGUCUCUGGUCGCGUACGCAGCGCUCGGUGGGCUCAUGUUCGAGUACAUCGAAGGAGGCAGCGCGUCAACUCUUCAGCAAGAGGAGUACCACGACUUCCUGGGACUGAUUGUCAACGCCGUCCGGAAUCACACCAAUAACGCCUCAUGCACACAUAAAGACAUAGUGCGGGAGGUGGAGGAUGUGAUGCAUGGGUUCAAGUCGGUGUGGUUCCAGAGACCUGACAGAUGGGACUUCUUUGGCUCCAUGUUCUUCUGCUGCACUGUGUUCACUACAGUUGGGUAUGGGGAGAUCUAUCCGGUUACCUUGACUGGUAAGGUGGCGUGUGUCGUGUACGCCAUGGUGGGCAUCCCUCUGACGUUUCUGGUCAUCCUCGAUGUGGGAGACUUCUUCGCCCUGCUGAUGUCCAGAGCCUACAUGCACAUUCACGACCUCUGUAAAAACCCCCGCUCCCACACCUGGUCACCAUGGAAGGCUCGGAAGAAGGCGAGGGAUUCGAGCCACCUGGCCCUGGAGGACGGUACCUUUUUUUUCAGCCAUGAUGUUGUGGUCCGUGAACCCCUCGACAUCCGGCAGGUACUGCGCACCCAGGCGGAUGUACGGCACAAGUCCAUCCAGCUCCAAAACAACAAAGAGAUCUUUGAGAAGAUUCUCGCCAGGGAGAAUUUACUCAGAAAGACCCCACUGCUCAGAACCCUCUCCUGCCCAGAGCUAGACCGACUGCCACUGCCACCCAAAGGAUUUGCCAUUUGGGACUUCACAGGGUUAGGGGAUGGAAUGGAAAUGCUGGAUGUACCCUUUGUACUGAUUCUUUCCAUCGUGUUUGCCUACAUUUUUUUGGGCGGUUUGAUUCUGCCGUUGUGGGAAAAAGAAUUCACAGGCUUCGACCCCUUCUACUUCUGCUUUAUCACACUCACUACCAUCGGUUUUGGCGACAUUGUACCCAAACACCCUAAGUACUUCAUGCUUACCUCACUCUUCCUCAUUGGCGGCAUGGCCAUCAUGUCCAUGGCUUUCAAGCUAGGCCAAACACGAAUAGUAAGCUUCUACCGCCAAUGCAUCAAGUUCAUCAGCAGGGGAAAGACUUUCAGAAAUAAAAAGAAUGACGAAUGAAGUCGCCAAGAGAAUCUCUGCCUUAAGUCCCAAGAGUCGUGCAAGCUCACAGUCCUGGUUUUGACACAGGUCCAAAACAGGAGUCUGUGGGAACUUGUUCAGUGUGUUCUUUGUGCUGGCUGUUCAGUUAAAAGCAUGAGCAAAAUAAAAAAAGUGUGCAUGUGCCAAACGCUUUUGCCCAGUGAAGGAGGGUGAUAUUCAAAAUGAUUCAUAUCAAGAAGAAUUUGAAAUUCUGCAUAUCUAGCUGCAGUAUUUUGCCAAAGAAUGAGUAUUACUAUGUGGUACUCUAGCAAUUGUACUGCCUUAAAACACCACAGAGGGUGGACACGACAGUGCUGCAUUUGAUUACAAGUCAGAACUCUGGAUUUCUUACUACCUUCUAGAAAAAUCAAAUAAAACUCCUUUUAAAUUCA
Sebastes umbrosus (honeycomb rockfish) is the source of this 1837-nucleotide messenger RNA. It is a transcript of the gene kcnk18, whose product is annotated as potassium channel, subfamily K, member 18. The record is from RefSeq and is a predicted model, not a curated record. Gene Ontology annotation, molecular function: potassium ion leak channel activity. Gene Ontology annotation, cellular component: membrane. The coding region runs from base 222 to 1424 and encodes 400 amino acids. The transcript is spliced from 3 exons. Lineage: Eukaryota; Metazoa; Chordata; Actinopteri; Perciformes; Sebastidae. Gene Ontology annotation, biological process: stabilization of membrane potential; potassium ion transmembrane transport.